Staurois parvus is the source of this 397-nucleotide messenger RNA. NCBI's taxonomy places the organism in Eukaryota, Metazoa, Chordata, Amphibia, Anura, Ranidae. The record is from the annotation of a GenBank genome assembly.
GGCACUGACUGGCAUCACUGCUGGGCACUGACUGGCGGCACUGACUGGCACAACCCCUGGGCACUGACUGGUGGCACUGACUGGCAGCACUUCUGGGCUGCACUGGUGGGUGGCACUGGUAGGCAGCACUGGUGGGUGGGCACAGGUGGGUGGCACUGGUGGGCACAGGUGGGUGGGCACAGGUGGGUGGCACUGCUGGGCACAGGUGGGUGCACUGCUGGGCACAGGUGGGCGGAACUUGCGGGUGGCACUGCUGGGCACCGAUCAUCAGGGCACUGAUCAUCAGUGCCCUGAUGAUCGGUGCCGAUCCCCGCUCUGACAACUGCCGGUUCUCGGCAGUACUUUCCUCACGAUCUGACAGCGUGAUGAAAGUGCAGCCGAGAACCGGCACUUGCAU